CACAACACCUUCACCAAACCAUAUCCCAGAAGCCAAAGCCAAACUACACCAGCCACUCCUCACCUUCACUUCCUUACACUCACUCUCAAGGGAGAGGAAGAUCGAGGGUGUCAUUCAAGUUCUUUCUUUUCUUGGGUUUGUUUUCUCUGCUUGAGUUUUUGACAGAUAUGGCUGGGACUGGACCGUAUGCAGAGAUUUUGGAUGGAGAUGUGUACAAGUACUACUCAGAAGGAGAGUGGAAGAAGUCUUCUUCCGGCAAGAGUGUUGCUAUCAUCAACCCUACUACGCGAAAGACUCAGUACAAGGUUCAAGCUUGUACACAAGCAGAGGUAAAUAAGGCCAUGGAAACGGCAAAAACAGCUCAGAAAUUAUGGGCAAAGACACCUCUUUGGAAAAGAGCAGAACUCCUCCACAAGGCUGCUGCUAUCCUCAAAGAGCACAAAGCUCCAAUUGCUGAGUGCCUUGUAAAAGAAAUUGCAAAACCAGCUAAAGAUGCAGUAACUGAGGUUGUGAGGUCUGGGGACCUGGUUUCUUAUUGUGCUGAGGAGGGGGUCAGGAUUCUGGGAGAGGGAAAGUUCUUGGUUUCGGAUAGUUUUCCUGGAAAUGAGAGAACCAAGUACUGCCUCACUUCCAAGAUUCCACUUGGGGUAGUUUUAGCCAUUCCGCCAUUUAACUACCCUGUCAACCUUGCUGUGUCAAAGAUUGCUCCUGCACUGAUAGCUGGAAAUUCCAUUGUGCUCAAACCUCCAACUCAGGGUGCUGUUGCUGCUCUUCAUAUGGUGCACUGCUUUCACUUAGCUGGUUUUCCCAAAGGCCUUAUAAACUGUAUCACUGGGAAAGGCUCUGAGAUUGGUGACUUCCUUACCAUGCAUCCUGGGGUGAACUGUAUAAGCUUCACUGGUGGAGACACAGGCAUUUCAAUUUCAAAAAAGGCAGGCAUGAUUCCUCUUCAGAUGGAACUGGGAGGAAAAGAUGCCUGCAUUGUACUUGAGGAUGCUGACCUAGAUUUGGUAGCAGCAAACAUAAUAAAGGGGGGCUUUUCUUACAGUGGUCAAAGAUGCACAGCGGUUAAGGUUGUCUUGGUGAUGGAAUCUGUUGCUGAUGCCUUGGUGGAGAAAGUGAAGGCUAAAGUGGCAAAAUUAACUGUUGGGCCACCAGAGGAGAACUGUGAUAUCACUCCAGUGGUGUCAGAGUCAUCUGCAAACUACAUUGAAGGGUUGGUUAAGGAUGCUAAACAAAAAGAAGCGACAUUCUGCCAAGAGUACAGAAGAGAGGGAAACCUUAUCUGGCCCUUGUUGUUGGAUAAUGUUAGGCCUGAUAUGAGGAUUGCAUGGGAGGAACCAUUUGGACCGGUUCUUCCAGUUAUUAGGAUCACUUCUGUUGAAGAAGGAAUCCACCAUUGCAAUGCUAGCAAUUUUGGACUCCAGGGUUGCGUCUUCACUAGGGACAUCAACAAAGCAAUGUUGAUCAGUGAUGCAAUGGAGAGUGGGACAAUUCAGAUAAACUCAGCACCAGCUCGCGGACCAGAUCAUUUUCCUUUCCAGGGUAUAAGGGAUAGUGGAAUUGGGUCUCAAGGAAUCACCAACAGCAUUAACAUGAUGACCAAGAUCAAGAGCACUGUUAUCAACUUACCAUCCCCUUCAUACACCAUGGGCUAGUAUUAAUUAACCAUUAAUAAAUGGAUAAUCACGACUAUUUGUACUUUAGCUACCAAGAAAAAUCUGAAAACGGAUUUGGUAUGCAGAAUUAAGUUUGCUUGUUCUUUGUCAACUUGCAAUUAGAAAAUGGAUGAAUAAUGGGGAUAAUGUAUCAGACAAUUACAGUGUGUCCUAAUUGAUGCAGUAGAUUUUGCAAAA
Molecule: messenger RNA, 1856 nt
Organism: Alnus glutinosa
Lineage: Eukaryota; Viridiplantae; Streptophyta; Magnoliopsida; Fagales; Betulaceae
Product: NADP-dependent glyceraldehyde-3-phosphate dehydrogenase-like
Exons: 9
Coding region: 168-1658 (496 amino acids)
Molecular function (GO): lactaldehyde dehydrogenase (NAD+) activity
Source: RefSeq, a predicted model, not a curated record